UACUGUCAUGGCGUCGAUGUAGCAUAGAAAAAUAAAAUCAUUCUGCUGAGUGCUGAUAAUCAAAGUCAAGUAAUCUGUGGUGUUCGCAAUGAGUAAUAACACAUUUUAUUGUUCAUUUGUUAGCAUACAUUAUAUUAUCUGUGAAUGCGGAGAUACAUUUCCCACGGAAGACGCAUUGAAGGAACAUUUGGAAAAAGAUCACACAAAUAUCGAAAGAAAUGAAUACAAAUGCGAUACGUGCGACAAAGUGUUUUCAACUGAGAAAGCGUGCGUCCUGCACCAGCGAGUGCAUGUCGCGCCUCGCGUUAAGCGUGUACGCACGAUACAAGAGAUACAAGAUCGGAAGAAGUAUUAUAACAUGAAGAAUAUUGUGUGCGAGGUGUGCGGGAAGAGAUAUGCUUCUAACGCAGCGCUACGCUACCAUCAAAGGGUGCACACGGGCGAGAGGCCUUACCAGUGUUCGCUCUGCCCUAAGAACUUCACUAUGCCACUGUUUUUACAGAUCCACAUGAGAACGCACACAGGCGAGAGGCCCUACCAAUGUCCUCACUGUCCGAAGGCCUUUAGUAAUAAGGCUGCUCUGUUGAGACAUGAUCGGGUACACACCGGUAUAAAACCGUACCAAUGUCCGCAGUGUGGCAAAACGUUCACACAGUCGAAUUCUAUGAAACUCCACGUGAAAACUGUACAUUUGAAAAUGCCAGCACCGUACAAGAGCAAGAAUAGGAAGAAUAAGGAGGCUAUCCGUAGAGGUAUGAACGUUGAAGUGAAAAUCGAAUCGGCAAUGUACCAACCGCCGAUCAAGACGGAACUUGAAGUUUACGAAGAAGACGGUACGAUAUACGAAACAGCUGGUGUAGAAGAGAUAUACGAGGAGGUAUGUUUGAGUUCCAACUCAAACUCAGAUGUGCACUUUCAAGUACCCAUCUUAUCUGCCGGUGAAUUUUACGAGCAAGUGAAAGUGGAGGGCGAUGAAAUACUAAUGUAUGAGCAGGAAGUCGAAGAACCAGAGGUUUUGUACGAAGAAGUGUACGAAAUUGAGCAAGUGUAGUGUUCAAAGUGUAGUGUGUAGUGCUAAAAGUGACCUGAAGUGGUCAGGGAUGAAGUGGGUCGGUCAAAGUGUUGCUAUGAGUAUGGAUACUAUGGUCAAAGUGGUAGUUUAAGUGCUUUUUCUUUGGUCAAAGUCGUAAGCACUUAUUCUCUGAUUUAAUUAUUGGUAUAAUGGCUGAUACUUUGGUCAAAGUGUUGGUAAAGUAUCAAUGAUUUGGUCAAAGUGUCAGUAUAUUGUUAAUUUGACCAUUGUAUACUCGUAUCAGGAUCAUGUUUUUAUCGAAUAUGCUGAAUUGGUCAAACUUUUGGUGAUAAUGCUUAUUGUAUUAAUAUCAACGGCUUGGUAUAUUGGAAUGUUGUUACUUUGACCACUAUGUUAUAAAAUUCUUAUGUAUAAACUAUAAACUAAAGUGUAUAAUAAAGCUGAUAGUAUGGUCAAAUCUAUAGUGAAAGUAUUUUAUAAUGAUUUGAUGAUAAUUUUGAUGGUAAAAUACAGAAUUUGGUCAAAGUAUUGGUAAAAAUGGUAUUGGUCAAAGUUAAAUUUUUAUAAAUGUGAUGAAUUUAUUUUGUAUGGUGAGUGAGAGAUCCAAAGCCAAUAUAAUAUUAUGUAUCCCAAAUUAGUUUUUUUAACCGACUUCAAAAAAAAGGAGGUUAUCAAUUCGGCCGGUAUGUAUAUUUUUUUUUAUGUACAC
This is a messenger RNA of Colias croceus (clouded yellow), 1742 nucleotides long. RefSeq names its product zinc finger protein 211-like. NCBI's taxonomy places the organism in Eukaryota, Metazoa, Arthropoda, Insecta, Lepidoptera, Pieridae. Gene Ontology annotation, molecular function: RNA polymerase II cis-regulatory region sequence-specific DNA binding; DNA-binding transcription factor activity, RNA polymerase II-specific. The record is from RefSeq and is a predicted model, not a curated record. Bases 89 to 1051 code for a protein of 320 amino acids. Gene Ontology annotation, cellular component: nucleus. Gene Ontology annotation, biological process: regulation of transcription by RNA polymerase II. The transcript is spliced from 7 exons.